UGGUAGAAGCAGAGUGUCGCGCGUAUAAGAACGAAAAACCGGGCGGGUACCGCAAGCGUAUAUCGGCCGUGGUCGUCGCACGCGUAUAGUCUCACCCGCGCCGCAUCAACAUGGACGCCGUAAACGCCAUGUUCGUCGGCAUGACGUUCACGUUCGUGGCCGUGCCGCUGCUGCUCAAGUCGGUGGACCCGACCCAGUUGCCGGCCGCCGUGGCCCGGUUGUACGCGUACGGCAAGAUCACGGGCGGCGCGCGGCCGUCCGGCGUGCUCAGCGUGCCCAAACGGUGGUACAAGCACUUUUACGCGUUCUCGUUGGCGCUGUCGCUGGCGGCGGCUCUGGCGCUGUCGGACGCGUACGCGACGGGCGCGCCGUGGCCGUCCGGCGCCGCGUGGUGCCGCCGGUGGCUGUGGGACCCGGUCCGGCGGCCGGAACCGUCGUACAGCGCGGCCGCCGCGUCCGUGGCCGUCGGCAUGUUCGUGCUGCAGUGCGCCCGGCGGACGUACGAGACGUACCGCGUGAACGUGUUCUCGGACACGGCGGUCGGGCUGUGGUACUACGCGUCGGGUUACAUGCACUACGUGGGGGCCAUCGUCACCGUGCUGGCCGAGGCGCCGGCCGUAACCGGAUCGGCGGGGCGACCGUCCAGCGGCUGGGAGCCAGUUCGGUUGGCCGGGGCUCUGUUGGUGUUCGCCUGGGCGUACAGCGAACAGUGGCGGGCCAACGUGGCGCUGGCCGGGGCCCGGAAGCGCGGCGGCCAGGUGGUCACGCACGAGCACGUCGUGGUCACCGGCGGCCUAUUCGACCUGGUGUCCAGUCCGCAGAUGCUCACCGAGGUGGUCAUGUACGGCGCCUGGUACGCCGUGCUGUGGGGCGGCAGCGGAUGGAAGUACGUGAUCGCGUUCGUCUGGGGCAAUCAGUUCGAGAUAGCGCUCAUCAGCCACCGAUGGUACCAGGACAAGUUCCGGGACUACCCCCGAGCAAGGAAAGCCAUCAUACCGUACGUGCUGUGAUCGCAGUUGCACACGGUCGUGGCGGGAAUAUUGUUCGCUUAUUAUAAUUGCAUAGAAUAUGAAA
This is a messenger RNA of Rhopalosiphum padi (bird cherry-oat aphid), 1074 nucleotides long. Its product is annotated as polyprenol reductase-like. Bases 111 to 1010 code for a protein of 299 amino acids. The record is from RefSeq and is a predicted model, not a curated record. Gene Ontology annotation, biological process: polyprenol catabolic process; dolichol-linked oligosaccharide biosynthetic process. Gene Ontology annotation, molecular function: 3-oxo-5-alpha-steroid 4-dehydrogenase activity. Lineage: Eukaryota; Metazoa; Arthropoda; Insecta; Hemiptera; Aphididae. The transcript has a single exon. Gene Ontology annotation, cellular component: endoplasmic reticulum.